AUGCAACAGGAUCCGUCGAGCCAGGAGUAUGCAGACGAGGUCGCUCGUCUACGUGCGAGCGAGUCUGACUCUGAUGCUGAACUUUUGGAAAACCUAGGCUAUAAGCCAGUAUUACAUCGUUCAUACACGCUCUUCCACAAUUUCUCGACCACAUUUGCGGCUGUCAUCGCAGAGAUAUGCUCUUCCCUACCUCUUGCCGGAUCUAUUUACCUCUGGGCUGCCGAGGCAGGAGGACCUAGAUUCGGACGAUUUUUCGGUUUCAUCGUGGCUUGGUGGUCUACCACUGCCUGGACAACUUUCUGUGCCAGCAACACCCAGGGUGCCGUCAACUAUCUCUUGGCCGAAAUUGUGGUGUUCAAUGUUGACUACCCAUCGGACUCGGACCAUAUCAAGUACCGCGCUGUUCAAUGGGCAGUGACCGAGUUCAUGCUCGCAGUUGCUUGCAUUGUUAACCUGCUUCCUCCAAAAUACUUUCGCUGGAUCUUUUAUGCAUCAUCCGGGAUGGUAUUGCUGGACUUUGUGCUCAAUAUGAUUUGGCUGCCUAUCGGAGUGGCUCAGACAUACGGCUUCCGUACUGCUCAUGAGGCAUUCAUGACUACGUACAAUGGCACUGGAGCGCCUGCCGGCUGGAACUGGUGUUUGUCCUACCUGGCUACUGCUGGUAUCUUGAUUGGAUUUGAUGCCUCUGGCCACGUCGCAGAGGAGACAAAGAACGCCAGUGUUAGUGCAGCCAGGNGUAUCUUCUGGAGCACUGUGGUCAGUGGCAUUGGCGGGUUUAUUGUCGUCAUACUGUUCCUGUUCUGCGUGGUAAGUUAUGCUGCUUUCCUGGUAGACUGCAAAUUUGCUAAUGACAUGUCUAGCNCUGAUGCAGACACUUUCUUCCAGUUCGGUUCUGAGCAGCCAUUCGUCCCCCUGUAUGCCGUAGUCCUCGGCCAGGGCGGGCACGUGUUCAUGAACAUUGUCUGUAUCGUGGCUCUUUGGUUCAACACUGCAAUUGCCGUUCUCGCCGCAUCGAGAUUGGUGUUUGCUGUUGCAAGAGAUGGCGUUCUUCCUUUCUCUGGAUGGGUCUCUCAAGUAUCGAAUGGACAGCCCAAAAACGCCGUCAUUGUCGUCUGGGUCGUUUCAGCCAUUAUCAGCUGCACGAUCCUUCCAUCCAGCACUGCAUUCACCAGCCUGGUUUCAGCCGCUGGUGUUCCUUCGGCCGCUGCAUACGGUCUGAUCUGUCUCUCAAGACUUGUUUUCACACCGAAGACAUUCCCCAAGCCCAGAUGGAGCCUCGGAAGACUCAGUAAGCCCUUCCAGUUUAUCGCUAUCUUCUGGAACGGUUGGGUUGUUGCCGUCUUGUUCUCGCCGUAUGCUUUCCCUGUUACGGCUGGCAAUCUGAACUACGCUCCAGUAAUCAUGGCGAUUGUUACGAUAUUCGCUAUUGUGUCGUACUUUGUCAUCCCUGCAGAGAGAUGGCUGCCAUCUCAUAGAAUCCAGCAAACGCUCGAGGCAGAGGGACCCAAGUCUCUUCGUGUUGAAACCAUUGCUCAUGACUAG
Molecule: messenger RNA, 1542 nt
Organism: Aureobasidium vineae
Lineage: Eukaryota; Fungi; Ascomycota; Dothideomycetes; Dothideales; Saccotheciaceae
Source: the annotation of a GenBank genome assembly